Messenger RNA from Empidonax traillii (willow flycatcher), 1869 nucleotides. It is a transcript of the gene GLO1, whose product is annotated as glyoxalase I. Lineage: Eukaryota; Metazoa; Chordata; Aves; Passeriformes; Tyrannidae. Bases 169 to 1050 code for a protein of 293 amino acids. Gene Ontology annotation, molecular function: metal ion binding; lactoylglutathione lyase activity. The record is from RefSeq and is a predicted model, not a curated record. The transcript has 10 exons.
CGACCCCCCCAGAAGUUGUCAUUCUACCGUAAAGGCCUCGUGUACCUCGGUCCCGCGGGUUCCCUCUGCCCGGGGGGGUUGGUGUGGUUGAAUGCGCCGAUGGAAGUUACUUGAGCCUGAAAUGAUUGAUUAUACUAAUGGUCACUGCAUAACUCUGAAGGGUGACAGAUGCUACUUGGAAUCUUCUCCCAGUGCCUGGAGCCACAAGCAAAAACCAACCUCUAUCAAUAUCAAGUUACAGAAUCAGAAUUGGGCAAGGCUAGGAUUCCCAACCAGCCUGAUACCGCCGGGAUUUACAAACGCAUCACCAUUCCAAUGGAGCUGGGUUACAGUGCCUGUGCUCGCCGUGGAAGCGGAGGGAUCCGCUUAUUACCCGGUGUACAGCACCGAUUCACGCAUCAAGGCGGGCGGCCCGGCUGCAGGCGGGGCAGGGCGCAGCUCCGCCUUCCCGCCGCGUCCUCCUCCUCCUUCUCCUCCUCCUUCUCCUCCUCUCCCGACAUGGCGAACCCCGCGGAGCUCAGCGGGCUCACGGACGAGGCAGCCUACGGCGCCUGCUCGGAGCCGGAUGCCAGCACGAAGGAUUUUAUGUUUCAGCAGACGAUGUUAAGAGUAAAAGAUCCUAAGAAGUCAUUGGAUUUUUAUACAAGGGUUCUUGGAAUGACACUGCUUCAAAAAUUUGACUUUCCUACUAUGAAGUUCUCACUGUAUUUCCUGGGCUAUGAAGAUAAAAAUGAUAUCCCAAAAGAUAAAACGGAGAGAACACCUUGGACCUUUUCUAGAAAAGCUACACUUGAACUGACACACAAUUGGGGCACUGAAAAUGAUGAAAAUCAGUCUUAUCACAAUGGCAAUUCAGAUCCCAGAGGAUUUGGACACAUUGGAAUUGCUGUUCCUGAUGUCUAUAAAGCCUGUAAGAGGUUUGAAGAACUAGGAGUGAAAUUUGUAAAGAAACCAGAUGAUGGUAAAAUGAAAGGACUUGCGUUUGUUCAGGAUCCUGAUGGCUACUGGAUUGAAAUUUUGAAUCCUAACCACAUGGUGACUCUCACUUAAAUCUAAUGAAGUAUAGUAUAUAAGAGAUGCCCACUUGCAGUCCCCUGGCAAAAAUCCGUAACAGUGUUGGUGAAAUUCUUGUUUACUAGGAUUCAGUCGUGUUCAAAGUCUCCUGUAAAACUAUCCCCCGGGACUUGACUGUACUUGGAUUCUUUUUUUUCUUGUCCUGUGAUGCCACCACAAUUUGUUUUCAUUUAGGAAUACUGAAACAUUUUCUGGAAGAGCAAUUACUUACACAGAUUCUCCUCUUGAACACUGAUUAUGUUUAUAUUUCACUAAACACUGUCAAAAGAUAUGCUGACCAGAAACUCACUGCAUCCCAUGCUGCUUAGAUUUAAACUAACAACAAAAAGUCCUGUGUUACUACUGAUGAGCUUCAGCAAGGAAGAAAAAAAGAAUAUUUUUGAAGUAAAAAGGUCCUGAAGACUUCACGUCCUAUCUUGUAUACUAGAAAAUAAAUUGUCAGACUAACUUUGACAUGAGUAGUGGCAUGUUUAUCAAAGUCCUAAUCGUAUUUAUAUUAUGCCAGGCAAACCUCUUUAAGGAGCAGCCUUAAACAGUCUUGAAACAAGAAACUUUGUUGAGGCAAUAAAUCAGUGCAGCAGAAAGAAUUCAGUCUUCCAGCUCCCGACUGCUGAUUUACAGCCAAGAUAAGAGGUCUCAUAGCUGCGAACUCACAGUAAGCCUUCUUGUCUCUUUCAACACUACAAAGAACUUGGUCAUAAUUUUUCUUUCAAUACAAGGCUGGGGCUGUAUUUAACUUCAAUGCUCUGUACAUUCUGCAUUGGGAAAUUAAUAAAAAUAGUAUCUGAAACAACA